UUUGAAUUACACCAAAUGUAUAUAGAAACAUUUGUCAUCAUCGUAGCCAUUUUUGCCACCUUUUUUCCAACAUCACUCAAUCAGCCAAAAACAGUUUACAAAAUCACCUUGUUAAUUACUUCGAACCGCUCAGACUGAAAAUGUCGUCCACGGAGGAAGGAGGCGGCGCCGUCGGAGCAGUUUCCACUGAUCAAACGAUCAUCAACAACAACACCAACAACGAUUCUGUGGGCAUUGAUAUGCCGUGUACGGACAACCCUCUCAGCACUGGCGAAUUAGCGAAGCUCCAGUCAUUAGACAAAGCUUUCGACGGCGGCCAACCCAACUUCACUGCCAAACCAUUAAUACGAAAAGUCCCAUCAAACCUUCGCCAUAACGAAGAUUUCAAGAAGUAUUUCAAGCCGAAAGUGAUCUCAAUCGGCCCACUCCACCACGAUGAUCUCACCCUCCAUGAAUCCAAGGAGCUCAAGCUCAAAUUAGCAGCACAUUUCGUCAACAAAAUUGGCGUCGAUAAGGAAUCCUUGUACAGCAACAUGAAGGUAGAGAUGGAUGGCUUGAAGGAAUGCUAUGAUCCACAGGAAUUAGAGAAGUAUAGCGACGAUAACGAGGAACUGGCUUGGAUGUUCUUCGUUGACGGCUGCGCAAUUUUACAAGCAGUUUACAUGCGUUACGGUAAUGAUGAUGAUGAUGGUAAGUUGUUUAUUAAAAACAAUUUGCUGACAUUUGUGUACUCGGAUCUGUUCUUGUUGGAAAACCAAUUACCUUUUCGUGUUCUUGAAUUGCUUACAAGCUCCAGCAAAAAUGGCGAAAAGUUCAUGAAGGCAAUCAAAACGUUCAUCGACGACACUGUUAUCACCCCAACAGGGAACAGGUAAUUUAAGGAAUUUAAUUACAAUUAGAUAGAAUCAAAUAGACUCU
Gossypium arboreum is the source of this 918-nucleotide messenger RNA. Its product is annotated as UPF0481 protein At3g47200-like. The record is from RefSeq and is a predicted model, not a curated record. The transcript has a single exon. Bases 141 to 875 code for a protein of 244 amino acids. Lineage: Eukaryota; Viridiplantae; Streptophyta; Magnoliopsida; Malvales; Malvaceae.